Molecule: messenger RNA, 3177 nt
Organism: Ochlerotatus camptorhynchus
Lineage: Eukaryota; Metazoa; Arthropoda; Insecta; Diptera; Culicidae
Product: vertebrate ancient opsin-like
Exons: 6
Coding region: 1071-2609 (512 amino acids)
Biological process (GO): phototransduction; G protein-coupled receptor signaling pathway; cellular response to light stimulus
Cellular component (GO): photoreceptor outer segment; plasma membrane
Molecular function (GO): G protein-coupled photoreceptor activity
Source: RefSeq, a predicted model, not a curated record
GUUCGUUCGUUCGUUCGUUCGUUCGUCUUCGACGAAGAUCAAAGCUACGCUCGUCUCUGUGCUCAUUCGUCGUUAUCGGGAUCCGGAAUGCAUUUGCAAUCGGGCGAAGGAUGAUUGCAUUUUGAGCUCAGAUUGUGCUCUAUUGUCAUUCGGACGGUAAUGUUUGGAUCGAGAUGAAAGGAGAUAACAGUGACACUCGUCUUCGGGCGCACUUUGCGGCAAGCGGGUGAAUCAAGCUCAUUUGAAAGGAAGCACAACGUCUGUCACUUUUUCCGUGUGUCCGGGUGUACAUCCCAGAGGGAACACAGUUUCUAUUGUGAAGAUGAUGAAGAUAAAAGUGAUGUGUUGGGUUGUCUUUCGAGCAGGAAAUUUGAUACUGUGAAGCGCUGGGGGCCACCUGAAUCUAUUGGAUUGGAAGAAAUAUUUCGGAAAUUGAAUUGUGCUGUGCAGUGUUGUUGAUGAUAUUUUAGAACUGUGCUGAAGCAGUGAGUGUUGGUGUGUGCUGAGGAAGCUGAAGAUCCCAGGAUAUCGGUUCGAAAAAGGAAAUUUGCAUUACUGUUGUAGCUAAAAUAUGUGCUCCCCGGGGUGAUUUGUGUUACGAUUGGAGUCCGAGUGAAAUUGAUUUAAUGCCGGAAUAAACGAAAUUAUGGCACGUGAUGUGUCUACCCGUUGAGGAAUUUGCAUACGAAGAAGAGAGCAAGAACAAAAACCCAUCGGUUGCCCAAUAUCCCUGCACCAAAGUGACCAUGUAGCUUUGUAAGAACAAAGGAAAUCGAUAAUCGACCCACUUAUCAUCGUAUAGUUUCGCACCGUUUGCCUAACCCGGUGCCACAGAAAGUGAUUAUAAAUCAUCGAAAAACAGCGUAACCCAUUGAUUGCAACCACCGAAUCGUGCUACAUCGCACCGAAACCGCCCAAUCUAAUCGCUUUUUCGCUUUACCACCCUCGCCCACCCUUGUUUCCGGCUCUCUAUGUGACCACCAUCGGGCCCAGAAGCAAGAGCAAAGCAAAAUUCGGAAAAUGUCCCAUCAUCAGCACCGCCCGAGAAAAUCCUGUGGUCGUCUUCCGAAAUGAUGACCGAUAUCAGCGUCAUCCAUGUGGCCAAUUUCAGUAGUCUGCUCAUCCUCUCGACUCAGCAACCGACGACGACAACAACAACGACGACAACGACAACCGUCACCACCACGACCAUCAGUGCUGCCAGUGGCACUAUCUCGGUGGACGGUAACAAUAGUGGCAGUGUUGGCAGCGGCGGUGGCAGCAGUAGCAACAGUGGCGGAACCAGCAGCGCUAUUAUCAUUACUGGUGCAACCGAGGGCUUUCCCGAACUGGUCGGGGGCUAUGGGCGGGAACCUGUGCCGGCUCCACCGGAGCUGAUGGAACCAUGGGCGUACGUUGCUGCGGCCGUGACGCUCUUUUUCAUCGGCUUCUUCGGGUUCUUUCUCAACCUGUUUGUGAUUGCACUCAUGUGCAAGGAUGUUCAGCUCUGGACCCCGAUGAACAUCAUCCUGUUCAAUCUGGUGUGCUCGGAUUUUUCCGUGUCGAUCGUCGGCAACCCGUUCACCCUGACGUCGGCCAUCUCGCACCACUGGAUAUUCGGUCCAACCGUGUGCAUUGCUUAUGGAUUUUUUAUGUCCUUAUUGGGAAUAACAUCCAUCACAACGCUGACGGUGCUGUCGUACGAACGGUUCUGCCUGAUCAGCUUUCCAUUCUCGUCGCGGCACCUGUCCCGGCGGGGAGCCUUUUUCGCCAUCUUGUUCAUUUGGAGCUACUCGUUUGCCUUAACCUCGCCCCCGCUGUUCGGAUGGGGGGCGUACGUCCACGAGGCAGCUAACAUCAGCUGUUCCGUUAAUUGGGAGUCCCAAACGACGAAUGCCACCACGUACAUCAUAUUCCUGUUCGUGUUCGGCUUGGUAGUACCGCUGGUGGUGAUUAUCUAUAGCUAUUCGAACAUUGUCGUCAAUAUGAAAAAGAACGCCGCCCGUGUGGGUCGAAUCAAUCGAGCAGAGAAGCGCGUCACCCGGAUGGUGUUCGUCAUGGUGAUCGCCUUCAUAAUCGCCUGGACGCCGUACGCCGUGUUUGCGCUGAUCGAACAGUUCGGCCCAACGGAAAUCAUCAGUCCGGCCAUGGGCGUCCUGCCGGCCCUGAUAGCCAAGUCGAGCAUCUGCUACAAUCCGAUCAUCUACGUCGGUAUGAACACGCAGUUCCGGGCGGCCUUCAACCGGGUUCGGAACAACGAAUCCGUCGACAAUAACACGACCACAAACCAGAAGGACAUCACCAGGGACACCAGCAAGGAGAUUGUGGAGUGCAGUUUCGACUUUUGCCGCAAGAAGCGGCUGAAAAUCAAGCUGAAAUCCAACAACAACAACAACAAUAAUUCCCGCCAACCGACGGUGAUCGAACCUAGCAGUACCAGCAAUGCCGACGACGUGGAACGGCCAACCCAGGUGCAGACGAUACUGAACUCGGUCAGCGGUAUCGAAUCACCGCGAUCGACGGUGACCGGGGCCAAAAAAUUGCUGCGGUCGGAUUUCGAACUAUCUGUGAUCAGUAGCGGAAAAUCGAUUCUCAUCAAAUCGAACACGUUCCGGUCCAAUCUGGUGUAACGAAGGAGCAUGGGGAGGAGUGUAUGCGAGGGCCUUAUCGAAUCAUUGUGAGUACAUCGAGAUUUAGAUGAAAUGCCAGCAGUUAGGAUCCGUAGGAAGAGUAGAGAAGGUGGAGAGUUAUUUUAAACUAGUGAUAAAAUCGAUACAAUUUGAGGGGAUGGGUACGCCGUAGAUGCUAAGAGAAAAAAAAAUGGUGAGGUGAGAGGGAAAAUCUGACAACAAACCGACCACGAACGCUAAUGCUGAAAUAAGUUUACAGAAAAACAGAAAUCCUACGCAUACAUCCAGAUUGAUUGACAAACUUCCAUCCGCACCAGAUAUGUUUGUCAAGCUUGAAUAAUUAUGCAUCUUGUUUUCAGUGUCAGCCAACGGAUGAUUGCCAGCCAGUUUUGCUUGCCUCUCUAUCGCUAUGACGCGCUUGUCAGAUUCAGACACUAUGACGAUCUGCGUCAAACUCGCAGCCCACGUGCUCUGGAAAGCGAUACUUAAACCCGCAGCGUGAUUCCGAUCAAAUGCAGUGAAACAGAAAGAAGCUUGUUAGCACGAUAGUUAUAAUCAGAAUGGAUUG